Molecule: messenger RNA, 438 nt
Organism: Podospora anserina S mat+
Lineage: Eukaryota; Fungi; Ascomycota; Sordariomycetes; Sordariales; Podosporaceae
Exons: 2
Coding region: 1-438 (145 amino acids)
Source: RefSeq, a predicted model, not a curated record
AUGGCACGCAACAAUGGCGACAAUGCCCGCGCCCUCCACCGGUUCUACGUUCACCUGGCAUACAACCAUUGGAACGGUCUCGUGGAGUUGAGUUACAAUGAUGAGGAGAGCACGGAGCGGUGGCGCACGUUCAAGGGGCAACAGCAGCGCGCAAAGGAAAUAUACGAGCGUGUGGUGCCGGGGAGUAAGGGGUAUGAAAGGCAGCAGAGAUGUGGUCGUUCUGAAGAGCCCAGUGUAGUAUCGACCGACGGGGACGGUGACGGAGGUGAUGGCGAGGAAGAUGACGAGGAUUCUGGUGGCUUCGGCUUCACCCCCGAGAUAUCAGAGGAGGUGUUUGAAAAGUCGUUGGAGGAUUGGGAUAGGGAGUUGAGGGAGGGGAAGGAGCCUCAUAUCAGCUAUUGGCUGGUGCAGGAAAGGAUCAACGCGACUGAGGGGUGA